UGUCUAUUGGUACUGAGCAAAGAUGGCGUCUCCCGUUUAAUUUUUUUCCACGGUACUCUUAGAUUAAAGAAAAGUAGUAAUAUUGCCGUCAUGGAUGGAGACUGGGAGGAAGAGGACCAGCUUGUUGUGGUUGAACUCUCAGGAGUUAUUAAUUCAGACUUCUUAACAAAAUGCAAGGGUAACUGCAAAAUAGUGGGAAUCGAUAGUGAGCAGCCUAUAAUUCAAGUGGGAAGAUAUGUGUUUGCUGGAAAGUAUGAAGAUGCUUUGGGGUCCUGUGUUAUAUUUGAAGAAAAAAAUGGCCAAGACACAGAAUCGGAAGAGAAACCCCAACUAAAAUACAAGUGUCACACAGCGAAGAAGCUGAUGAUGCAAAGAACUUUCUUGUCUGAGAAGAAAGAAGGACAGGAGAGCUCAGGCAUAGAGGUGCUGAAGUUGAACGAUGGGGAUUUCUCGGGACGGUCAUCCAACCUAAUCUGCAGUUUCACGUCAACAGCCAAGGAUCAGAUGGAAGAAAAAAGUGAAACUGGUGGUGCUGAGCGCAUGGGAAUACCCAGCUCCGAUUCAGAGGUCACCGAUUCAGAAAAUACAGAAGCCUUUGAACACAACCAGGAACUGGGUAGUACUGACUUAUUAACUGCAGACUGUUCAGCUUAUAAGCAGACUCAAGACGAUGCAGACGCGUCCGACACACAGGAGCUUUAGGCUAAGAGUGGAGCCAAGCUUUGUUCAAAAACUAGCUUUAUGGUUCAGUGAUUUAAUUUAAAUAUCCAUGACUACGGAGCAACGAAAAAGAAAGGAAGCUGAAAACGUAUGUACACAUAUACACUUUAUUAUUAUGUACCCUGAAAAGUAAGGGUUGUUAAAAAGGUUUUGCAUCUUAUAUAUAUAUUGAAAUAUGGAUAUAUAUUGAGAAGCGUUAAAAACGUGGCAUAUGCCAUUGGUUCCUAUGCUCAUUUGUUGCAUUUUGAAUGCUUCUCAGUAUAUAAGUAAAGUUAAUGGCUAUUUUUGUGUUCAUACCACCUAUGACUGGGAUGACUAAUUACAUUGUGUUCUUUCCUGAAACAAAUUUGCACAGUAUUGUAUCUGUUUUGAUAUUUAUCACUGUAUACCUCUAAGAGUUUAAUUACUGAUAUGAAGUGAUAAAAGGCAGAUUAGAGCUAAAUCCAGCUAAAUCAUGUUAAAAACGUUUAAAAAAUUACAAUUGUGGAACCAGCAUGACAGUAUUCUCUGAAACUGCAAAAAUGUGCAGAUGUUUUGCAAUGCAGCAUAUUGUUGUUUCUGCUUUCUGUAGCCCCAUGUUUUGUAAGCGUUUUCUUAUAAGAUGUUUCUUACUUUUGCAAUGAAAGGAGAAAACAAA
Molecule: messenger RNA, 1357 nt
Organism: Lepisosteus oculatus (spotted gar)
Lineage: Eukaryota; Metazoa; Chordata; Actinopteri; Semionotiformes; Lepisosteidae
Gene: gtf3c6
Product: general transcription factor IIIC, polypeptide 6, alpha
Biological process (GO): transcription by RNA polymerase III
Cellular component (GO): transcription factor TFIIIC complex
Source: RefSeq, a predicted model, not a curated record